Westerdykella ornata is the source of this 1455-nucleotide messenger RNA. RefSeq lists its product as uncharacterized. Bases 1 to 1455 code for a protein of 484 amino acids. Gene Ontology annotation, biological process: vesicle-mediated transport; negative regulation of transcription by RNA polymerase III. The transcript has 5 exons. Lineage: Eukaryota; Fungi; Ascomycota; Dothideomycetes; Pleosporales; Sporormiaceae. Gene Ontology annotation, cellular component: AP-1 adaptor complex; nucleus. Gene Ontology annotation, molecular function: clathrin-cargo adaptor activity; RNA polymerase III core binding. The record is from RefSeq and is a predicted model, not a curated record.
AUGGCCAUCAAAUAUUUGAUCCUGCUCUCACGGCAGGGCAAGGUGCGCCUGGCGAAGUGGUUCACCACCCUCGCGCCGAAAGACAAAGCCAAGAUCGUGAAGGAUGUGUCGCAGCUCGUCCUCGCUCGCCGCACUCGCAUGUGCAAUUUCUUAGAGUACAAGGAUACCAAAGUCGUAUACCGUCGCUAUGCUUCCCUUUUCUUCAUCGCCGGCUGCGAUGCUACGGAUAACGAGCUCAUCACCCUCGAGAUUGUGCACCGCUAUGUAGAACAGAUGGACAAGUACUACGGCAACGUGUGCGAGCUGGACAUCAUCUUCAACUUCCAAAAGGCCUACUUCAUCCUCGACGAACUUUUGCUUGCCGGGGAGCUCCAGGAGAGUAGCAAGAAGAAUGUCUUGAGGUGCAUAGGCCAGCAGGACAGUCUGGAAGACAUGGAGUACCUAGAUCUCUGCACGCUCCACGAGGUGAAUCAAGCCCUCAAUUUCGACACCGACGACACCGCCGUCCUCGGCGGCUGCGACCUCUACACCAUCAAGGCCGCCGGUAGCGACAAGAAGCUGUACAAGCGCAUCGAGACCACCCUAGAAGAGAGGUACAAGGAGCUGGAAGAUGCCGUGAAAGGCAUGUCCAUGUCCCCACAACUCGCCGCCGAGAUGAACCUCGACCGGAACACGCCCUUUGGCAGCUUCAAGGAGCCAUGCAACCGACACAAAUUCGCCUACUUCAUCGCCACCCUCAACGCGACGCACGUCGACUACGACUUCGCCAACACGCUCAACACGGACGAGUUCCGCCGCGAAACCAUGCACGAGUUCAUGCGCACCAUCGACACGGCCAUGCGCAACCUGCGCCCGCAAUUCUACACCCAAAACCUCUCACCGGGCACCAUCACGCCGCUCGGCUCACCCGUCUGGAACCCGCGCUCCUGGCAGCUGCUGGACAGCGAAAUCGACCUGAAGAACUGCGAAUUCUACGCGUGGGAGCCGACGGACGACCCGUUCGCCGACGACGGCGCCAUCUGGACGCACCACCACUUCCUCUUCAACAAGGAGCGCAAGCGCGUCUGCUACUUCUACCUGCGAGGGAUAAGCGCCCUCUCGAGUAGUCCCGCUCCCGCCGUCUCCCUCAUGACGCGCUUCAAGCAGUCGCAGUACGAGUCCAGUCCCAAUGCCGCUAGUAGGAAGCGCACAGAGUACUGGCUCGGCCAUCGCGCUCGGCGCGGUCUGCAGUAUUACGGCGAGAGCGACGAGCUGGAUAAUAUGGUGAUUGAUCAUCCGGAAGAUGUGGUGGAUGCGGACGAUGUGGUGGACUUGCGGGAGAGGGAGACGAGCCUGGAUGCGGAUUAUUGCGACAGCGACGACGAGAGCGAUGUCGGGUCCAUUCGGCAGAGGGAGAAGAGCGCCGCGCGGCGCAUGAGUGAGAAUUUCUUCGGCGCGAGGAUGGAGCUCGUUUGA